AUGGUCUGGCUCUCAGCAAAGAAAAGCGUGCCCGUUGCCGCUGCUAUUGGUGCGAUUGCAUUGGGCAUAUCAGGUAGUACGGCCUCACCGGUCCAUGGUCUUGCAAAGAGGAUCAAUGUUGCCGUCUGGGGGUACAACGUUGGAGCGCUGGCCGCAGCAGUAAAGGAUUACUUGCGGGACAUCAAUGCUUAUAACAUCCAGGUCCCCGAUACUUGCAAAAUGACUCUUGUCACCUCCAAUGGAGCUGGCUGCAAGGCCUUCUUGUGGUGCGGAGGUAGUGAUACGCUCAAAGGCCAGGACGAGAUUGGCCACGUCGUAAAUGACGCCUGGAAUGUGUGCUACAAGGAUGGCGAACAGUUUAUGCACGACGAUGAGCUUGGUGACUUUUCUGUUACAUUCACCCAGGCUGGCGGUGUUGAUGGGAACACUGAAGACGGUCUCCACCAUCCCGUCCUCAAAGUUGCAGGUAUCAACGACUGGGAGCCUCUAGACAUUCAAGCUGUCAUUGAUGCUCAGGGAGGCUCUAUUGAAGGCAACGUUUGCAAAAAGGCAAAGAACGGCGCAUAUCAGUCUAUCACAUAUACGUGUGGCAUUCCUAAAUUGAACGCAAACUCGCUCUUCGGCAUGUCCAACUACGGCGAGGAUUACGCUGGAGAAGGAUAUGAGCCAGGAUGGUGCACCGCCCAUGUUUCGCAGUAUCAGCGCAACGAAUUUGGAAACGGCGGAAAGUACGCUUUCGAUGUGGUCAUCUACGAUGGCGCUGGCAACCAGAUCACGACGGUACAGCACCAGGAAGUCGAUGACGAGGGUAACCUCAGCAUCACCUCGAGGCUGCCUGUCACGCUAGAAUUGCACUCUGGUGGCGAUGAUGCCGAUUUUGUCUCCUUCGACUACGGUGACCAAGCUUGGACGUGCGACGACAACGACGGCGGAGACCAUGCUUGCACUUUGGGUAACGGCAAGGAAAAGGGUUACGAGAACGGAUCCCGCAACGGCGAUAUGGGUUGGACAUGCUAG
Molecule: messenger RNA, 1017 nt
Organism: Didymosphaeria variabile
Lineage: Eukaryota; Fungi; Ascomycota; Dothideomycetes; Pleosporales; Didymosphaeriaceae
Exons: 5
Coding region: 1-1017 (338 amino acids)
Source: RefSeq, a predicted model, not a curated record